Molecule: messenger RNA, 2094 nt
Organism: Marmota flaviventris (yellow-bellied marmot)
Lineage: Eukaryota; Metazoa; Chordata; Mammalia; Rodentia; Sciuridae
Product: angiotensin-converting enzyme-like protein Ace3
Biological process (GO): regulation of systemic arterial blood pressure by renin-angiotensin; positive regulation of systemic arterial blood pressure; proteolysis
Cellular component (GO): plasma membrane
Molecular function (GO): peptidyl-dipeptidase activity; metallopeptidase activity
Source: RefSeq, a predicted model, not a curated record
AUGGUCUCGCCCUGGACCUUACCUACUGUGCUCCUCUGUUACGGACAGCUCUUGCCAUGGCUCAUGACUGUGGGUGAUCAAAGCUUAGAUGAGUUCUACAACGAGACUGAGGCAAAGCUGUUCCUGCAGUUUUAUGAGCAAACAGCCCAGGUUGUGUUGAACCAGUUCAUGGAGGCUGCUUGGAACUAUGUCACCAACAUCACCAAGAAAAAUCGGGAGGAUAUGCUGCACAAGGAGUUGGAGAGGGCCCAGGUCAUGGUGUACUUCCGCAGCCGGGCCCGCCUGUUUAAGAUCGCCCAGUUCCAGGACCCGGCCGUGAAGCGCAUGCUGAGUAAGCUGCUGGACAUAGGCAAGGCAGCCUUGCCCAAGGACGAGCUCUGGGAGUACAACAAGCUUCUGGCCUACAUGGAGACGGCAUACAAUAUGGCCCAGGUGUGCCUGUAUGAGGGGCCCUGCCUACCCCUGGAGCCUGACCUCCAAGAAAUCAUGGCCAACUCCAGGGACCAGAAGGAGCUGCUGUGGGCCUGGCAAGGCUGGCGGGAUGCUGUGGGUCGCCAGCUUCGUCCCAUCUUCGAGCGCUACGUAAUCCUCAGCAACAAGGCCGCGCGGCUCAACGGCUACAAAGACAUGGGGGCUUUGUGGCGCUCCAAGUAUGAGGAUGAGACCCUGGAGCAAGACCUGGAGCGGCUCUUCCAGGAGCUGAAGCCGCUCUAUCUGAACCUGCACGCCUACGUGCGCCGCGCCCUGCACCGCCACUACGGGCCCGAUAUCAUCGACGUGAGGGGGCCCAUCCCUGCUCACCUGCUAGGGAACAUGUGGGCUCAGUCAUGGGUCAACAUCCUAGACCUGGUCUUGCCCUUCCCCAAGAAACCCCCGGAGGACAUCACGAAGAUCAUGAAAGGCCAGCGCUGGAAGCCUGGGAAAAUGUUUGAAGAGGCUGAAAAAUUUUUUACCUCCUUGGGGAUGCUGGCCACCCCACCUGAUUUCUGGAAAAAGUCCAUGUUGGAGAGACCACCCGAUGGGCGGGAAGUGGAGUGCCAAACCUCUGCCUGGGACUUCUACAAUGGCAAAGACUUCAGGGUAAAGAAGUGCACCGAAGUGAACAUAAAAGAUCUGCUGUCCAUCUUCCACCAGAUGGGCCAUAUCCAGUACUUCUUACAGUACAAGAACCUCUCCAUCCUCUUCCGAGAAGGCGCCAAUCCUGCCUUUGGAGAGGCGGUGGGGUCAAUGGUCACCCUCUCAGCCUCUUCCUAUCAGCAUCUGCUUAAUAGAGGCCUGCUCAGCCAGCAACAUCAGGACUCAGAGGAGGAGGUCAACUUCCUAAUGGGCAUUGCUCUGGACAAGAUCGCCUUCAUCCCCUUCGGCUACAUGAUAGAUAGGUUUCGUUGGAAGAUCUUUGAUGGCACCAUCCAAAAGGACAUCUACAACCAGGAGUGGUGGAACUUCAGGUUGAAGUACCAGGGCCUAUGCCCCCCUAUUCCUCGGUCAGAGGAUGACUUUGACCCGGGUGCCAAGUUCCACAUUUCUGCCAGCAUGCCUUACAUAGGGUACUUCAUCAGCCUAGUGCUUCAGUUCCAGUUCCACGAAGCCUUGUGCAAGGCCGCAGGCCACAUGGGACCACUGCACCAGUGUAGCAUCUAUAACUCCAAGAUGGCUGGGAAGAUCCUAGGGGAUGUCCUGAAGGUGGGCUCAAGCAAGCCCUGGCCACAGGUCCUAAAGGAGCUGACUGGGAAGUCCAAGAUGUCUUCGGAGGCCCUCCUGAGCUACUUCAAGCCACUGCUGAACUGGCUGGUGACCGAGAAUGUGCAGCAGGGGGAAAUCCUGGGCUGGCCAGACUUCAGCUGUUCCUUCCCAGAAAGAAGAAAACCUAAAGCGGCAUUCCUGAGCAUGGAAUUGGAGCCUAAGGCAGCCAGGUCCGGGCAGUGGGUGCUGCUGAUCCUAUGCAUCAUGUUCCUGAUGAUCCUGGGGUUGGCCUCCAGGCUAUUCAUCAUGGAAAAACAGUCAGCGAACAAAGACUCUUCAGACAACACUGAGACAGGCAACACCAACUUCCUGUGUGUACCCAUGGAGCCCCACCAGGCUGCCCGAGGAUAG